Molecule: messenger RNA, 4244 nt
Organism: Melitaea cinxia (Glanville fritillary)
Lineage: Eukaryota; Metazoa; Arthropoda; Insecta; Lepidoptera; Nymphalidae
Product: lateral signaling target protein 2 homolog
Exons: 14
Coding region: 186-3479 (1097 amino acids)
Cellular component (GO): early endosome membrane
Molecular function (GO): metal ion binding
Source: RefSeq, a predicted model, not a curated record
GCUCGGUCAAUUACUCACUUCAUUCACUACUCUAAAACGUGAACGCGAUUUGUGAAACAUGUCCGUCUUUUGUGUUUUUUUGACGUAAAUAUUGGCGAAAAUUCCUUUUGUGCUUUCAUCUACGUGGUAAUUUUUGGUGCUAAAUCAGUUUUAUAAUGUGUGUGAUUGUGUUGUGAAUUGUUCAUAUGAGGCUGUUAUACAAAAGUGGUCCAAUGGAGUCUCUCAGAAAAUGGUUCUACAAACCAAAGAGGGACGACCGUUCACUUCUGGCGCAGUUUUUCUUUGCCGAUGAUGCGCUUAAUAUGAUAGCAGCGGAGUUGGACUCCUUCGAUGGUCGAAAAGACCCCGAAAGGUGUUCCACCCUCGUUAACCAGCUAAGGCACGCACAGGAUAGAGUGCUCAACAUCACGAGUCAGAUAAUGGACCAGGUGCUCGGGGACGAGCGGGUGGCGAGAGGCUUUCGCGUCAAGUUCCCUGAAGAUGUGCUACAAGAUAAUUUGGCAGGCCAACUUUGGUUUGGUGCAGAGUGUCUAGCAGCCGGUUCGUCAAUAAUGUCGCGCGAAGAAGAAUCGGCAGCGAUGAGACCUCUGGCCAAAGCGUUGACGCGUAGCUUGGAGACUGUGAGAUCUCUACUGAGGGAACAAUGUCUCAGACCGAGGGGAUUAGCGCUACAGGAUCAUGACGAUAUGCUUCAUGAGAGCUUGAGGAUAUUUGACAGACUAUUCGCUGAGUUCGAGCUGUGCUACGUCAGUGCGAUGGUGAAUGUUAAGACUCCACACGAGUUCGAAGCUCAGCAAUUAAUAUGUGUAUUGUUCUCUGAAAGUCUUCGUAGAGCUUUGAAAUUGAAUCUUUUGACGCAGGAACAGGUUGAUUCGUACGACCCGGCGCUAAUGUUCGCAGUGCCUCGCCUAGCGAUUGUUAGCGGCCUACUUAUCUACUCUACCGGCCCGUUGAGCAUAGACAAACAAUCGGAGGAAAUGUCCGACAUGUUUCGACCGUUUCGACAUCUAUUGCACAAAAUUAAAUCCCUGCUGUGGACGCUAGAUAGACGGGAACUAAUGGCUUUGGAAAAGUUACUGUGUUCCAACGAGGAUAUAUCCAACUUGGCUAAUUGGGAAUUACCGACUGAUUUACCAGAAGAUUCCUGCUACCCGGACAUGGGCGAGUUUGUGUCUAAAUUUUAUGAAGAUCAUGAACAAUGCAGAAACUUAUACUCGCAACAAAGCUCAAGCGAACCUACAAUAACGGAUGCUGAUUACCUCCCUGGCAACAUCGAAGUAAUGACACCGAUAAUAGACGGUCUCAAACGUCUCACAGGAGACGAUGAGUCUGAGAGAGAAUCUGAAAACGAUAUCGACAGACAAACGGAUAAAGAAUCUGUGGACACAACUAGCACAGACACAUUCCAAACAAACGAAAGCAACAUCGAUAAAACGAGAAAGACCAGUCGAGCGGAAAACGAUCUAUCGUCACUGAGAAAUUUAUCGACAAACGGUCUCAUGAUGUUCGAUCCUUUGGUUAUUAAUGCGGUAUCAGCAUCAACAUCGGGCGAAUCAUCGAAUCGACAAAUACCAGAUCUAGAGCUAAUCACAUCACUAAAUGAGCAAGUCACUGAAAUAGCGGAUAGGUUAUCGUCUAUCGAACAUCAAUCACAUUCUUUCUCAGCUAACGAUGUUCCUAAACUUAUAUCGACAGAUAGUUCGGAAGAUUUUAGCUUUACAGGACCAAGAAACGACCAAAUGAGUUGUAUGCCAUCAACAAGUCACGGCUAUUUAAUACCGAAUGCUAUAAGUCAGGAACCGGUCGUUCUAGCUUCUCUAUCACACAAUAAUUCAGCGGUUUUCAAUCAAGACGAAGAGAAUAAUUUGAAUCGUGUUAUUUUAAGUUCGGACGCACCUUUAAUAAUGCCGAGUAUUGACGCCGAUCUUGUAAAUAUAGAUAUGGCGAUCGCUAGCGUCAGUCUCAGUGUUAUAUUAAUGGAUGAAUACAACACGAAUGGGUUAGGUGAAACUAAUGGCAAUUCUGAAACUGCAGAGAGGACGUUGAAUGAAAAUGAAGAAAGAGUGAAAUUUAUGCUAGGACAUGAAAGCGACCACGAAUCGCCGGCCGAUUCCGGAGUCAGUACAGAAAAUACAAGUCUAGAUAGAUCGCCAGAUACAGAUCAGAAUAAGAACAUUAAGGAAAACCAUUUUAUGCAACAAAACAGGGUCCUAAAAAGUCCAAUCGAAGAAAGUAUAGAAGAUAAAGAGUGUAAUACACUAGAAAGUUCCUUUUCUGAUGUAAGACAAGACGUUGUAAAUAUUAAUUAUGUUGAAAAUGAUACUCAGAAAAACGAAGCGGGCUCCUCUCGUAUAGAAAGUGUAAAUAUUGAUGAUAGGUUAAGCGAUGAAGCGUCGAGUCAAGCGACAAAUGUUAGUGAGUUACAAAAUUGGGGUGCAGGCGACCCCCAAGAAGAGUUUAAAACGAUAGAAGAUGUUAUUACAGAGUUAAGGAGGCAUAGAGAGUAUGAUAAGAAAAUGAAUCCCCUAAUUGAAGACAAUAAACCUAACGAUGUUCCAAAUAGUAGUCAAAGUUCUUCAAGGAGAAAAAGUAAAACUAAGAAGAAGAAAAAAAAGUGGUCGCCCAGACAUGUGAUACUAAAUCAUAGAGUUAGUCAAAACCAGAGCAACCCGUUGAGAUUAAAUUUAGACCAUUUUGUUGAUGAAAGUACGUCAUCGGAAUGCGCGGACGAUGAACAGAUCGCCUUAGCGUUGCAAGCUCAGGAGCUCGCUGCCAGGCAACAAGCGAGACAGAAAUUUAAAUCGAGCGAGGACCUCAUCCAUCGUCUGUUUGUGUGUAUCGCGGGUGUAGCUGAUCAGCUACAGACAAAUUUCGCAGCGGAUCUCCGAAAUAUUCUAAAGGCGGUGUUUUUGCUGAACCAGAGCAUUGAGCCCGAACCAAAAGCAGAGGAGACCAUCGAGUACCAACCGACUGAAGAUCAGGUUAUACAAAAUGGUAGUUCGUUCGAUAGCGUAUAUUCCGCUGAAGAGGUAUACGCGGAUAGUAAUUCGGAGUCGACUUCAUCGGAAUCGAACACCCGAUUAGCCCGUAGGAACACUAUGAAUGCUACUAUCAACGAACAGACGACAAGUGAAGCUAGAAGGAAAUCCGUUGAUAACACUACUAACUUGCAGGCGUCUGUUUCGACAGGAGAUCUCACUUACACGCGCGAGCAGCCCGCGCGGCGCCAGUCGGCGGUGGAGCGCGCGCCGGAGUGGGUGCCCGACAUCGCGGCGCCCGCCUGCAUGCGCUGCGACGCGCACUUCACGGCCUUCCGGCGGCGCCACCACUGCAGGAACUGCGGCAAAGUGUUCUGCGCGUCUUGCAGUAGUAAUUCCAUUCCUCUCCCACGUUUCGGACAGUUGAAGCCGGUACGAGUCUGCGACGAAUGUUUCCAAACAACCGCCCAAGACAGACCGAGGCAGACGACGCACCGGUGAAAAUAUUAAUCAUACGAAAAUGAGCUUUGUUGACACUAAAAUAUUUACACUUUUUGUUCUACUUGACUUACAGCUAUUACUAUUUUGAAAAUUGGCCGAUUCGAGUCUCCAUGGCGAACAACAUCGCCGAAAUAUCGGGAGUUUCGAAAUAACGAUAAGUUUCGUGGAAUAAAAAGUGUUCGUAGUGAUUGUGCAAGUUUAAAAAUUUAUAACUGAAAUAUUUCUCACGAAUUCAUAGUACUUGUAUGUAGCGGGUCUUGUCAUGAAGAAAUAAGAAUUUGGUUACUUUUUAAUUCAGGAUUCUUCAAUGUUAGAUCAGCUAUAUAUGUAAACUGCAAUAACCAGUAAUAAUAAUAAUUUGACCAGUACUGACAAGGAAUUAAAUUAAGACAACAAUUUAGAGGAAAAUCGUGAAUAGUUAAUAUACAGGUUGUUCGACAGGUUGUACGGUAAUGCAAAAGUACGUUAGAGUAGCUCGUAUAUGAAGACAGUAAAAUUUAAAAAAAAACUUAGUAAUUUUUUUUCACGUGCUUAGUGAUCUAUGACACCUACAUAACCCCCCAUCUGAAGGAAUGCAGUUAGGAGUCGAACAGUUCUAUAUAUGGGUCGCGAAUUUGAUUAAAUAUAAUUUUUUGGUAUUUCUUUUUUAUGACAUUCCGUAACGUAAUCAUCAAUUGCUAUAUCUGUGUGACAAAUGAAAGUUAAUAGUGACCAUAUGUUGUAAAAAAUUUAGUAUAGUAUCAAUCAUCAGUUGGGCAUUUGAAA